GGCCAAUCGACCAACUUGCGCGGGCCACAUCGCCCGUGCCGCGGUCGUCUAGCCGUCUUCUUGAGAAUCCUUCUCGUUAGAAGACGUUAUUUUACCUGCAACGAAAUAAUAACGUUUUACAUUUUACAUUUUACGUUUUUUUCGCGCGUUAUUUGCAAAAACAGCUCCAGAGAGCUUAAUAAUUUUGAGAUAAUUUUGAAUAAAUUUAUGGCGGCCAAUUUGCUGAUAAAUCCUAUAAAACUGCGCUUCUAUGUAGAAAGGUAUGGAAAGGAGAACAAAUUGAUAAAUGUACGAGAAACAUUUGUGCCUACUACCCGUACAAAAUCGUUAACUGGCAAGUUCUAUGCGAAACAUGAUGUUUUCUCCCCGUCUGACGUUAGAGAUGACGACAUCAACUUGAUUAAACGACAGACGGAGAUGAUACCCAAAGACAUUUAUUCGUUUAGGCCGCCGGCGGUGAACAUGGAAUACGGCUGGUUCACCGUACCGCUAGUACCUGUCACCAAGGAUCCACGAUUACGCUUCUCCAGGAAACAAUCGGACUUUAUCGCGAGUGAACUCGUACGUCGAAAACUGCAGAGAGGUCUGCCGGAAAAAAGAUUCGCUGGCGUGCCAUUUAAAACAUGACAAUUAUUUGAUUAUAGAUUUAUAGACAUUAUAUAGUCUUGAACAAAUUAUGGAAUAAAAUGUCGCUUAUAAUUAAAGAUGCAACAAAUUAUUCUUCUAAUAGUUUUUUGUGCAACAAGUGCUGGAAGAUGAAAAUUCACGG
Molecule: messenger RNA, 769 nt
Organism: Temnothorax curvispinosus
Lineage: Eukaryota; Metazoa; Arthropoda; Insecta; Hymenoptera; Formicidae
Exons: 2
Coding region: 208-627 (139 amino acids)
Source: RefSeq, a predicted model, not a curated record